Messenger RNA from Phytophthora nicotianae INRA-310, 2231 nucleotides. RefSeq lists its product as hypothetical. Gene Ontology annotation, molecular function: 3',5'-cyclic-nucleotide phosphodiesterase activity. The coding region runs from base 268 to 1974 and encodes 568 amino acids. The record is from RefSeq and is a predicted model, not a curated record. NCBI's taxonomy places the organism in Eukaryota, Oomycota, Peronosporomycetes, Peronosporales, Peronosporaceae. Gene Ontology annotation, biological process: signal transduction. The transcript has a single exon.
GGAGAGCCGUGCGCGUUUUCCGGCCGCGUGGGCUCCCAGGAACAAUGGUGCCAUUUACAGUCUUGCGAGGACGAGUAAAACGACGAAGGGCAGGUCGAGGGAAACACGGAGAGUGGGCGGCUUCAGUGAACGGAAUCGUUCGUUGGCGAUAGUUGUAGCGCAGUAGUUAAUACACACAGAGAACAGGUGCAGGCCGGAUUUGCUUUUGGAGCUUCCAGCACGACCACAGCAACACACACACACAGACUGUCACAGCCUCGAGCCUUCAUGACUCAACCCAUGGAUCACCUCUUGACCCGAAAACCCCAAAUUCCUCCCUCUUCUUCCGCAUCAACGCCCGCCGCGUCCUCGUCGUCGUCGUCGUCAUCGUCGCUGGCGUCUACCGCGUCGAGUAGCGGCAGCCCGUGCUUCGUGUUCGAGUCUCACCCCGAGGACCCCUCCCCCGUGGACGACGACAUGGACAGCUGCAAGUUCGAGCUGAAGCUCGGUAGCGAGAUGCACAUCCCGGUGACCAAGACGGCGGCGGACGUGCGCGCGAGCCCCAUGGGCGGAAACGACUACGUGUACGAGAAGCAGGCGCCGUCGUCGAUGACGAGCAACAGCAGGUUCCCGACGACGGGCGCGAUCGAGGCCAAGAUUAAGACUCUGGCCUCUUAUUUAAAGUCGGUAUCGGCCGGCAUUCGACGUCGCAGCAUCGCCUUCGACCGCGCACGCCUCACCCAGGCGUACUACCGGAGGUCGGUGCCGACCCCUGCAGCCAUGCGCACCAAGCUCAAUGUUAUUGUAUCCAGACAUAGCAGUGGAGAGCACCAAACGACGCUCUCUUGGGACGAUAUUGAUGAGGAGGAAUGCCUGAGCUUUGGUGAUUUGAACGAGGUAAUGACCGCCACCCCUACAUCCAGGAAACGUGGCCACCCGAGCGAGAUCUUCUGCGAAGCUGAAAUCCGUCAAAUCUGCAUUCGCUGCGAGGUUCUGGACCAAUACAUUGACCAGGUUGUUCACAUCAUCAAGUCGUCGUUCGGUACACCAGAGCUGGACGUGAUUGCUCUGGAAAAGUUCAUGCCAGGCAACGUCGUCGUGUUCGUGGGCACUCUGAUCUUCGAGAGCAUCGACUGUGGAGAGGAAUACGUGGAUCUCAGCGUUCUGCCAAGCUUUUUGCGGCAUAUCCAGGAACGCUACGACGGCAACAUGCCGUUCCACAAUGCAACCCACGCCGCAGACGUGAUGCACACGCUCUUUAUGCUGCUGUGGAACUCGAGUCUUGGGGAGAAGAUUUCCCACCACAACCAGGUCGGUGCUCUCCUAGCGGCGGUGAUGCAUGACGUGGAACACGUUGGCUUGACCAACGAUUUUCUAAUUAAGACCAGCCACCCCAUCGCGCUGAAAUACCCCUCCAAGGCUCCGAUGGAGUCCAAGCACAUGGAUUUGGCCUUAAAGGCAGUGGUGGACCCCAAGUUUGACAUCCUAUCCAAGAUGACUUUGGUCCACAAGGAGCAAGUACUCGAGGUUGUACGCGAGACGAUUUCGGCGACAGCUCUUAUUUAUCAGCCUGAGCUGCUCGCUGAGAUCAAUAGCACGACGCCCGAGGAGUGGAAGAUGCUCGAGGAGGACGCGGUAUUGCCGCAGAGUCUGCAGGUUCGCGCUCUGCGUAUUGCCAUGCACGUGAGCGACAUCAGCCAGACAAUGAAGCCGUUCGCGAACCACCAGAAGUGGGUAUUCCGCCUCAACGACGAGCACUACAAACAGGGCGAGCUGGACGCCCGCGAGCACCGAGGGGUAAGCCCAUCGUUUUGCUUCCGCGACCAGUGGACGUAUGAGGGUUUCCUGUGCAGCCAGGUGUGCUUCCUGAGGAAGAUGGCACUGCCAGCCGUGGUGACACUCAACAACAUCCCAUGGCUGGACGUGAAUGAGCUCGUGAACGGGAUCGAGAAGAACAUCGCCGAGUGGGAGCAGCAGGCUGCCUCCUCCCACUAGCAUGUAUUAUCGGAUAUGUUUGCAUGUUGGAGUAUGAAGGCGUUUGUUGUAGAACUAUUGCACAUUGCAGAAUAAAAUUGAACGCUACACUUCCACAACCACCUGCAUUUUGCUCCGUUUGCCACUCUUGAUGAGGAAGCGCGUGAAUUCAUGGAGAGCGUUUCCUUCCGUCAACGUAAAGUCCUCCAUCGAAGUUGCCUUGAACGUUUCGAUGGCGAAUUCAACGACCGACGAUUUUCUCACAGCCGGAAGUCAGU